Ananas comosus (pineapple) is the source of this 452-nucleotide messenger RNA. RefSeq names its product zinc finger CCCH domain-containing protein 33-like. The record is from RefSeq and is a predicted model, not a curated record. Lineage: Eukaryota; Viridiplantae; Streptophyta; Magnoliopsida; Poales; Bromeliaceae. Gene Ontology annotation, molecular function: metal ion binding.
UCGCCCUCGCCUCCCUGGAGCGAGAGCUCGAGCGCGAAACCGUCGUCGUCUCCGCCGAUGCCGAAGAAGGAGUACCCGCCGGACCUGACGCUGCCGGACAUAAAGAACGGGAUCUACAGCACGGACGAGUUCCGCAUGUACGCGUUCAAGGUGAAGCCGUGCUCGCGCGCGUACUCGCACGACUGGACGGAGUGCCCGUUCGUGCACCCGGGCGAGAACGCGCGGCGCGCGACACCCGCAAGUUCCUGUACAGCUUGCGUGCCCUGCCCCGAGUUUCGCAAGGGCUCGUGCCGCCACGGCGACGCCUGCGAUACAGCCCACGGCGUGUUCGAGUCCUCUCACCCGGCCCAGUACCGCACCGCUCCGCAAGACGAGACCGGCUGCGCCCGCCGCGUCUGCUUCUUCGCCCACCAGCCCGACGAGCUCCGCGCCGUCAACCUCACUCAGCCUCC